AUGGCCCCUACGGAAACAAAGGCCGCCGCGCCGGCCAAAGUUGGCAAAAAGGUGCGAAAGGACCGCAAAAAGGAGCAGAAGGUCAACAAGUACCCGGCCAGCCUGUUGACGAGCGGCAUGUAUCGUAUUGUGCGCCGCAAAAUGAUCAAGAAGCGCCCACAGCCUGUGGCGGGUGGCGAGAAGAAGAUCAAGAAGCCCGUCUUUGUUGUGAAGAAGAUUGGCGGUGCGAAGAACGGCGGCGAGCGCAAGGUGCUGCUGCGUAAGAACAAGGCCGAUCUGCCGACGAGGCGUUUCGCUCGCAAGCGCCCGGCCAAAUCGUACUUCCGCAACCACAAGCGCAACAUCCGCCGAUCGCUCAAGCCAGGCACGGUGCUGAUCCUGCUUGCUGGCCGCCACAAGGGCAAGCGGGUGGUGUUGCUGAAGGUAAUGCAGACCGGGCUGCUGCUGGUGACCGGUCCGUUCGAAGUGAACGCUUGCCCGAUGCGCCGCAUUGAGCAGAACUACGUCAUCGCCACCAAGACGCGCGUCAACUUGGAGAAGCUGAAGCUGCCGGAACACAUCAACGAUCGGUACUUCCGUCGCAUCCUCCCCAAGAAGGAUACCCGCGUUGAACGGGACAUCUUCUCCCGGAAGGAGUUCAAAUACGUGCCGACCGAGCAGCGCAAGGCCGACCAGAAGGUGGUGGACGCCGUGGUAAAGGCUGCCAUCAAGGAACACCCGGAGGGCAAGCUGGUCAUGCGCUACCUGAAGUCGAUGUUCUCGUUGCGUUCCAACAUGUUCCCGCACCGUAUGCAGUUCUAA
Messenger RNA from Anopheles marshallii, 801 nucleotides. RefSeq names its product 60S ribosomal protein L6 (gene RpL6). Lineage: Eukaryota; Metazoa; Arthropoda; Insecta; Diptera; Culicidae. Bases 1 to 801 code for a protein of 266 amino acids. The record is from RefSeq and is a predicted model, not a curated record. Gene Ontology annotation, molecular function: structural constituent of ribosome; RNA binding. The transcript has a single exon. Gene Ontology annotation, cellular component: ribosome; cytosolic large ribosomal subunit. Gene Ontology annotation, biological process: ribosomal large subunit assembly; cytoplasmic translation.